GUAUACCUUGACGUGUUUCUGAUGUAACUUUAUCCAAGAAAAAGUCAAAAUAUCUAAUCCUCCAAGAGCGAUUAAGAUUAAAUAACGUAGAAGAUUCAAACUACGCCCUUUUAAAAGAUUAUUGCAUGCGUCAACCAGCUUCAACGUUGUAACUAUUCCCAAUGUUGUAACGAUUUCUUAUGACGGUCUAAACAAAGAAUUUUCCAGCAUAAGAAAAAUAAAACGCAGAUGAGGAUAUGUCGCAAUCGGAUCUUAAGUUUAUGAAAAGAAUAAACCAUCCUUGUGUUAUGGAAUAGAUUAUACUCGACUAUUUGGAACAUUUCAGUCAAUUUGGAAGAAUGCUAAAGUUCUUUUAACAGAAUUGUCUUUUGUUUACACACGUCUUCCAGACGUCAAAUAAAAUGUCAGUUAUUAAACAAAUCUACUCAAACAUGCGAAUAUGACACCCUAGUUUAAUAAAGUUGUCUUAAAAAUCUACUACAUAAAUAGUUGCAGGAUUGCAUGUGUCGCAUUCACAAGCUAACAUACACAACGCUCACACUUAAGAUUGUGACACUAUCAGUACUCAACUCCAAUUAAAACAGUAUUCACACACACACACAAGCUUUCCUGUGAAAAGUCGAAAGAAUGUGUUCGUAUCUGUGGUAUUCGUUUGUAACUGCCGUCAUCAGCACUGUUGUUGUGUGCUCUCCGCUAAAAACAGAUAAAUCAGCAAAUUCAGUCGAAGACCUGCAUAUUGAAUUAAUCAAGAAGAAGAUCUUAGAGCAGCUACAUUUCACAACAAGACCGCCAAAAGAAAUCAGGAGAGGAAAAAUUGUGGUACCACGGCCAGCUCUGGAUGACGAUAAAAACGACGACAAACGAGAAGAAAAUAAAGUUGAGAUUCUUCUUCCGUCCGAAACAAAAUCUACCUUAAGCCACACUUUCAGUGUUACAGCUGAUGUUUUUAAACAAGGACAUGUCGAAUAUGCAACAUUAUCCGUGUACAAAAAAGGUGUAAAUAAAGAUGGCGUCGAAACAGUGACAUUAAAAUACGGAAACAAAAUUUUACAACGCAAAACAUUCCCUGUUACCUUUGCUGGAUGGGUAACAUUCGAUGUAGGAAAUGCGAUAAAAUAUCACAAAGGCGAUAAAAUUACGUUUAGUUUCGUUUGUAGUCAAUGUGCAGGAAACAACGACUUUUUGCUUACCUCUGGAACAAAAUAUACACCGUACUUGACGGUAAGAGCUUCACUUAACCGACACAAGAUUGUUAAAAGAUCAACACCGACAUGUAGCGACAAAAAGGCGUGUUGUUUGCAAUAUUUAUACGUUAAUUUUACAGAGAUUGGUUGGAAUGAUUGGGUCAAAGAACCAAAUGGCUUUGUAGCAAAUUACUGUGCUGGAAAAUGCUCGCAAAAUCCAUUAAAAAACAAAUUAAGUUUGGAAAAAUUGGCUGGAUACCUGCCUCCAUCUUCAUGCUGUAUAGCAAAGGAACACGCACCAUUGACUUUAUAUUUUCACCGCGACAUGGUGAUUUACAAAAAAGUUUUCAAGAACCUGGUCACAACGAAAUGUGGCUGCACGUAGAAUGAAUGAAGAAAACGUAUUGAUCACAAUCCGCUACUUCUGUACUGUAUCGUAAAUAUCAGUAGUUAUAGGAAGAAAAGAUAUUAUGGUCCAGCCACGUUAGAGAAGAAGUAGAACAUAAAUUCUUAUCGAGAAGAAGUUGUAAAACCUAACCUUUCCAUUGUAAAUGGAUUUAGUUUAGAUUUAACUCUAGUAGAAUGUUUAACUGCACUUUUUCGUCACCUGAAAAGGUUAAAUUUGCUGUUUUGCCUGAUUAAGAAUAUAAAUGAAAUAAAAUAAAUGUUGAAUAGCUAAAAUAAGUCCAUCGUGAUUAUUAUUUCAAUUAAAUUUCAAUCCCAACUAAGUAAAUCUGAUUAAUUAAACAAAAAAGAGAAUAAGGAAUGUUUCGCAAAAAACCUUCCGCUCCGUAUCUAAUUGGAUAUGAAAACCAAGAAGAAGGAAAGUUUUGAUAUUGUCAAAUUCUGGGAUAAAAAAACGACUCCCGCCUUUCUAAACGGAUAAGGUAGGACUAAAAAACUGUCCAAGACUAAACUGAGAAACUAUCAUAAUUAAUGAACUCGGCUACUGUCAUAAAGUACUAUGUCAAGAUAAUGACGUAAUUAAUGACGUCAUAUAAAGUUAUAGCAAGUUACGAUUAACUAAUAUUGAUAAUAUAUUGAAUUAUUUUUUCUACUCUUUUUUUCUUUUAUUUAAUAUUUAGUUUUAUGUAUUUUUAUUUGUAAGUAAUUGACACCAAACUUCUUUCCAAUCUCUUUUAGAAGAUAAAAAGUUUGGAAACCAGUUUGCAAACGUAGAAUUGUCUAAUGACAUUAAAUUUUUAUGUGACAAAACAUUUGGGUGUAUUUCCUUUGCUUGCCCCCAAAGUUGUCAACGAGAAUUUAAGCCAUAGAGAUAUUUUAGGUUAAAAACCAUUACUUGUACCGACAUUUCGUUUCUAUAGCAUUUUCUUUCAAUUUUUGAUACUGUUUGGAGCAAGUAAAUUCUGGAUGUAACUAGCGGUC
This is a messenger RNA of Hydractinia symbiolongicarpus, 2570 nucleotides long. Its product is annotated as inhibin beta C chain-like. The record is from RefSeq and is a predicted model, not a curated record. The coding region runs from base 628 to 1569 and encodes 313 amino acids. The transcript is spliced from 2 exons. Gene Ontology annotation, molecular function: growth factor activity; cytokine activity. Gene Ontology annotation, biological process: BMP signaling pathway; SMAD protein signal transduction. Lineage: Eukaryota; Metazoa; Cnidaria; Hydrozoa; Anthoathecata; Hydractiniidae. Gene Ontology annotation, cellular component: extracellular region.